Tachysurus fulvidraco (yellow catfish) is the source of this 721-nucleotide messenger RNA. RefSeq names its product galectin-4-like. The transcript is spliced from 6 exons. Gene Ontology annotation, molecular function: carbohydrate binding. The record is from RefSeq and is a predicted model, not a curated record. NCBI's taxonomy places the organism in Eukaryota, Metazoa, Chordata, Actinopteri, Siluriformes, Bagridae. Bases 263 to 721 code for a protein of 152 amino acids.
UGGUGUGCAACUUUGUAUAUUUAAGCACCGUAUUCCUUUAGAGAACAUUUCUACACUUGCCAUUUUUGGAGAUAUUUCGAUUGUCAUCUAUAGUUUCAUUGAUAACUGGAGUAGAUCACCUUUAUGUAUUGACCAAUCAAAUGUCACAGGAUGCAGGAACUUGUUCUCAAACCAUUUAUCCGUUCCUUCAGAGAUUUCACAUCCAGUCAUCCAGCCUGCAUUGCCAUAUUUGGGUAGCAUUAAAGAAGAAAUAAGACCAGAUAUGGCUGUUUUGUUUCAUGGGGAACUUUCUGAACAUAGCAAAAGCUUUGAGAUAAAUCUUCUGACAGGUGAUUCUGAUUAUGAUGACAUUGCAUUUCACAUCAGUCCUCGAAGUGGUAGAUCUGUGGCCUUAAACAGCUUCAUAAAUGGCAGCUGGGAGACUGAGGAAUAUGCCUCUGACAAUCCCUUCAGCAAUGGAGCACCCUUUCAGAUGUUUUUUGUAAUCGGCUCAGAAGGCUAUGAGGUCUAUGUCAACAACUUGAAACACUGUACAUUCAAACACCGAAUUCCUUUGGAGAAAGUUUCUACACUUGGCAUUCGUGGAGAUGUUACUAUUAACUACUUUGGUAUUGUUAAAUUGAGGUCAGAGCACAGGAUCAGCCUUGAUACAGGACCCCUGAAGCAGAGAGGGUUAAGGGCCAUGUUUAAGGUCCUGAUAGUGGCAGCUUGUCAGUGUUGA